Molecule: messenger RNA, 4247 nt
Organism: Ruditapes philippinarum (Manila clam)
Lineage: Eukaryota; Metazoa; Mollusca; Bivalvia; Venerida; Veneridae
Product: GATOR complex protein WDR24-like
Exons: 19
Coding region: 280-2673 (797 amino acids)
Biological process (GO): positive regulation of TOR signaling
Molecular function (GO): protein binding
Source: RefSeq, a predicted model, not a curated record
CAGCUUUUAGACCAGACAAGUUUCGCUUUUUCACAAGAAGAUUAUUGUUACUUAAAUAACAUUUUGUGUUCAAAAGCAAGUUUCUUACUUAUAAAUUUGAAUAAAGAAAGUGAUAUUUUAUAUGAAAGUAAUGUCAUGGCAGUGCCUACAGACUUCAGUCAGGACAGUAAAGGAUAGGCUUGAUGUUUGGACUUCAUUUUCCAAAUUUCAACGUUUUAAUUCGAUUGUAGAUAGGCCCUGAAUUUAUACAAAAGUGAUACUUUUUAUCAAGGAAACAGUAUGCAGACAGUUCAGAAGAUAGUUCAUGACAGAGUUACAUCAAGUAAUCCACAGACAAUGUUUAUCAAUUGUGGAGGAGCUGUAUCUACUAUAGCUCAAAACAAAGAUGCCUCACAGGUGGUUGUUGGUGGAAGGAAUGUAUUUAAGAUCUAUAGCGUGGAUGAUGAAUGUUUUGAAGAGAAGUACAAUCUUCGUGUGGGUAAACAUGUGAACCUGAACUACUGUGCCUCUGAUAUAGCCUGGAACCAUACUGAUGAUCAUAUACUAGCUACAGGAGCUACAAAUGGAGCUGUUGUGAUUUGGGAUCUGAGUCGUAUGUCUCGUAGUAAACAAGCUUGCAUUUCAGAGCAUAUAUUCCAAGAGCAUAAAAGAACAGUAAAUAGAGUGUGUUUUCAUGAAAAUGAGCAUAAAUUACUGCUGAGUGCCUCACAAGAUGGCUCAAUGAAGUUAUUUGACCUCCGGAAAAAAGAAGUUAGCUUGAAUUUUUCCAGUGGAAGUACAAGUGUUAGAGAUAUAAUGUUUAGUCCAUGUAAUCUAAAUUACUUUGGUUUUGCAUCGGCUGAUGAAAGUGGUAAUCUUAUGAUAUGGGAUAUGAGACGACCAGACAGGUAUGAGAAGCUAUUUCCUGCACACAGUGGUCCAGUGUUCAGUGUCAACUGGCAUCCAGAAGAUAAAAAUUUGUUUGCAACAGCUGGGAGGGAUAAAAUGAUAAAAGUCUGGGAUUUAAGCAAACAGAAGUGUAUAUAUACCAUUUACAGUAUAGCAUCUGUAGCUAGGAUCAAGUGGCGACCACAGCGAAGGUUCCAUAUAGCAUCAUGUUCCCUGCUUGUAGACUGUAGUAUAAACAUAUGGGAUAUACGUAGACCGUAUGUACCGUUCGCCACAUUUGAUAACCAUAUAGAUGUUACUACAAGUAUGUUGUUUAAGAAUAAGGACCCUCAUGUUAUGUUAAGUGGUAGCAAGGACAGUUAUCUAUACCAGCAUGUAUUCAGGGACGCCAAGCGACCAGGAGAAGAGCUUGUACCAGCUGGGCUUGAUUUUAGUGUGUACGGUACAGUUGGACAUGCAAAUAGUGAUAAACAAGGUAAAUUAAACUCAAUAGGUGAAGGGAGUGGAAUAAUGUCUGGCCUGCUGACAAAGAAGAGCACAGAAAGAAACGACCAUUUUGUUGAUGUAACGGCCUACAUGCAGGUGUUCUCGGACACCGGACAGGUAGUUCCUAUAGAGGAUUUAUCAUGGAUGGUAAUGUCAGCCAAGAACUACAAACUUGAGGGACAUUCAGUGGAGGAGUUAUGUAAACAUAAUUCUAAAGUUGCUCAAUCACUACAUAGAGGGCAGGUUGCCCAGGCAUGGUUGUUGGUACUGACGUUAUACUGUACACAUAUAGUUGAGAGCAAGAAUCUCCAUGUCAACAGGACAUCAUCUGUGAUCUCAUCUGUACUCACUGAGAAGAUUGAUAUAGAUAAAAACAAACAAGCAAAAGAGCCAGAAACAGAUGUUGAUGACAAAAAUAUGGAUGGAACUUCAGGUAAUUCUGAUGACGAUAUGGAAGAUAAAGAGCUAUUUGACGCUAAAUUAUCAAAUAUUGCGAGAGGUCAGAUCAACACUGACUGGGAUAUUUUCUUUGGUGAUGGAGACCCCGGAUCCUUUGAUCUGAACGAAGAUAUUCAAGAGUUCAGUGACUCAAAACAGGAAUGGAUUCUGCCUUCUGAAGCCUUCAAUCCAAGACAUGAAAUUCCUGAUGAAACUUGUAAAAACCCUAAAGGAAGUACCCAGAAAGGUGGACCAGAGACAAGACUGGACCCGGCCAUAGAGAGUGAGAUAGCAGAUAAUGUGGAGAUCAAGGGAACCAAUGAUAAAUAUACCAACAACCUACUAUCUGCUGACAUGCAGUUGAUGCAGAAUCAUGAUUGGGAAUUUGUUACCAUAGUCACUGACAUGAUGAAGAAUUUUGCUGCCGAGGGUGAUGUGCAAACACCAGUAUGUAUGCUGAUUGUUCUUAAAGACAAAGUCAGGAAGUUUAUAGAACCUAACCUUCAGGAAGACUGGUUUUUCUCUUAUAUAGAAUUAUUAGGUAGAUUUAAACUCUGGACUAUUGCCAACUUUGUGAUAAAACUAAGCAACCUACACCAUGUUUCCAUAUUAAAUCAACAAUCGACAACGAUACACGUGAACUGUAACACAUGCCAGAGACCGUUACAUCGUUCCGGCUGGCUCUGUGACCGAUGUAAGAAUAUUAUCAACCAGUGUUGCGUGUGCCAUUUGCCAGUGAAAGGAUUGUUUUUGUGGUGUCAAGGUUGCUCACAUGGUGGACAUUUACAACAUGUGAAAGACUGGUUCUCCAGAAAUGCAGAAUGUCCCACAGGAUGUGGUCAUGUAUGUGAAUAUACUUGACACAGUCUAUGAAGUGAUGUUGACUGGUUACUACAAUGCAAAAGCGUCAAAGAAGUGUAUCUCUUUCUGUGAAAAUAACUGACACAGUCUAAAAUUUAAAGGUUAAUUUCACAGGUUUGUGAGUGCCAUAAGGGAUGUUGCAAAUGGACUAAAUAUAUCAAACAAAUUGUGCUUGCUAUGAAAAUACUAGCCUUGAAAGUCUGAUAAAAUUGAAGACAAAGAAGUCUGCUUGUUACUUAAAUAAAUGGUGUGCAGGCUGGUGGAUAUAUAUUUCUGUAUGAAAUUCAUAGCUGUGCUCUCAUUUCAAUGGGGUGAAAACUAUUUUAUAUUUUAAUGUAGAAGAUACAGACUACAUAUAGAAGGAGGCUUGUUUGAUGCUCCAUAGGAUGAGAAACAAGAUGUACCUUCGUAUCUGUGUAAAUGAUACCUGGCUGUCUUAUAUACAAAUCUGUAUCCCAACUGGCAGUAACACAUAUAGUUGUUUUUGUCCUCUUUGAAUUGUUGUUCAUUUUUCAAAACCCUUCGAUUAUUUUAUAAAUUUUAAGAGACAUGUUUAUAUUAUUUUACUUUUUUUAGAUUCUAAGAUUUCAGUUUGAAAUUCUAAGAUGAUGCAUUGAAGAUUCUUUCUUAUUCAGUUCUUCUUUUUGAAUGUCAAAGGAAGUUUAUGUGAAAAAUGACAGGCUACAGCCAAAAUGAUUUGUUGAUUUAUUUGAAAUACAAAAAUGGUAUGUUUAUGUAUUGUUGUAAAUCUAUUUUUGUUAUGUUAAACUUUUAAGAAUUGUGUGGGUUUUUUUACUAAAGAUGUCAUACAGCUUAGAGUAACUUGGACUAGUUUAAUUGUUGGCAUGCAAACAGUCAAGUCAAUAAAAAGAGAGCAAAUUUUCCAGUGCUGCAGGAAAAAUAUAUGGCUUAAUAAGUUCAUUUAUGAAGCUAUGAUAAUUAUAUAUGUCUUGGUAAAGUCUGAAGUUAUAAGAAUGAUUUAUGACUUGGUAAAGUCUGAAGCCAUAAGAAUGAUUUAUGGCUUGGUAAAGUCUGAAGUCAUAAGAAUGAUUUAUGACUUAAUAAAGUCUGAAGUCAUAAGAAUGAUUUAUGACUUAAUAAAGUCUGAAGUCAUAAGAAUGAUUUAUGACUUAAUAAAGUCUGAAGUCAUAAGAAUGAUUUAUGACUUAAUAAAGUCUGAAGUCAUAAGAAUGAUUUAUGACUUAAUAAAGUCUGAAGUCAUAAGAAUGAUUUAUGACUUAAUAAAGUCUGAAGUCAUAAGAAUGAUUUAUUACUUAAUAAAGUCUGAAGCUGAAAGAAUCAUUUAUGGCUUGGUAAAGUCUGAAUGAUAGAGUUGUUUUCAAAUUCCCAGCAUGUGCUUCAAAAAUAUAUCUGUGAUAAAUUUGUUUAUGAUAUUGUGUUAUAUUUUACUGUUUGAAAAUAAUGAUUUUGUAAGAAUAAAUAAUGUGCAUAAUUUUGUCAUUUACAUUUUACUGUUUUAUGUAUGUUUGUUAUCAUAUUAAUGGUUAUAGUUGUACUCAUUGACCCCCCAUGUUGCCAUGUGGAGCUAAAGCUCAAUAAAGACAAAAUGAAUA